Brachypodium distachyon (stiff brome) is the source of this 1578-nucleotide messenger RNA. Its product is annotated as F-box protein At5g50450. The transcript is spliced from 3 exons. The coding region runs from base 202 to 1392 and encodes 396 amino acids. Gene Ontology annotation, molecular function: protein binding. The record is from RefSeq and is a predicted model, not a curated record. NCBI's taxonomy places the organism in Eukaryota, Viridiplantae, Streptophyta, Magnoliopsida, Poales, Poaceae.
GAGAGGGGCAUCCUCCUCUGCAGCCACGCAGCCCCCCGAAGCUUUCUCCUUCCUUCUCCUAGUACUAUAUAUAACUCCCAUCCUCUCCCAUUCUUGCCAUUACGGACACACACACGCACCCCGCCCCAUCUCUCUGCAUCCGUCCAAGAGUUGCAACAAACUCGCCGCCCCAGCGAGAAACGAAAUACGAACACCGAAUCGAUGAGGACGAGGCGUGGCGCGUGCUACUCCUGCCACGGAGCGGAAGCGGCGUCCGAUGGGCCAGAGAUGCAUCGCCGGAAGAGGCGGAAGACGGCAACGGAGGGAUCGCUGGCGGCGGUGAGCGGUCCGCCGGGAUGUGGCGCCGUGGCGGGCGACAUGUUCGAGGAGCUGCCGGAUGAUCUCGUGGUGUCCAUACUGGCCGAUGUCGCGGCGUCCGCCGGAUCGCCGGCCGACCUCGCCGGCGCCAUCCUGACGUGCAAGAGAUUCAGGCAGUUGGGGCAGAGCAAGGUUGUUCUCGCGAGGGUGUCCUCACGGUGCCUCGCCGUCCGGGCCAAAAGCUGGUCGGACUCCGCUCACCGGUUCCUGCAGCGCUGCGCGGACGCCGGCAACCUCGACGCCUGCUAUCUCCUUGGCAUGAUUCGGUUCUACUGCCUUGGGAGCCGGGGGUCGGGGGCGGCGCUGAUGGCUGCGGCGGCGGUGGGCGGGCACCGGGAGGCGCUGUACUCGCUGGCCGUCAUCCAGUUCAACGGCAGCGGCGGCAGCAAGGAGGACCGCGACCUCCGCGCGGGCGCCGCGCUGUGCGCGCGCGCGGCGUCUCUGGGCCACGUGGACGCGCUCCGCGAGCUCGGCCACUGCCUGCAGGACGGCUACGGCGUGCGCCGCUCCGUGCUCGACGGCCGCCGCCUCCUCAUCCAGGCCAACGCCCGGGAGCUCGCCGCCGCGGUCACCGCGUCGGCCUCGCUGCUCCGCGCCACGGGCGGCGGCAAGGUCUCCAGGACAGGGCGACACUCGUGCCUGCUCAGCGACUUCGGAUGCCGCGCGGCAGCCGCUGCAGCGGCAGGCGAGGCGCACGCCGCGAACCGGUUCCUGGCGGAGUGGUUCGCGGCGCGGCCGCUGGGGCCGCCUGGCGCGGCAGAGAGCCCCGCGGCGGCACAGGAGGAGGACGGCAGCGGCAGCGGCAGCGGGGGCCUGAGGCUGUGCUCGCACGGGCUUUGCGGGCGGCCGGAGACGCGGCGGCACGAGUUCCGGCGGUGCUCCGUGUGCGGCGUGGUGAACUACUGCUCGCGCGCGUGCCAGGCGCUGCACUGGAAGAUGGCGCACAAGGCCGAGUGCACUCCCAUGGACCGAUGGCUCGACGCCAACCCCAAUGCCGCCGCCGGCGACGCUGCCGUGGCCGCUCCGGCUCUGUGAUCCGCCCGUGUCGCGACUUGUCCCAACUACCCCGGCGCGUCCGUUCCUCUGUACAUGGUUGCUGCGGUAAAGUUAAAGCGUGCAGGGUUUACUUGCAGAAUCGUUUUUACUAGGUUUUGUUCGGAAGCACAAUAUUUUCCAUCGAGAUGUGAAAUAUAUGACGUCGAAAUCUCUGCCGUUGCCUUC